UACUAGUCAGGUUCAUUAACGCUGAGCCUCGACAGGAACUCCAGGACCCUUAUGUCUUUGUGCAAACAGGAACAACUUAUUUCAGUACACUGAGGACAGCAAUAAACUCUGAUUCUGAAAAUCUGAAAAAAUUAAGGAAGAAUUCAUCUCAUUUAAUGUUCGAUGCUGAACAGAUGGUGCUGAAGAGGGUGUGUCUUCUAACCCGACUCUCGGGCUUCCUUUGGUGUGUCAGGACCUCCAUUGAGUGACAUUGUAAAGGACCUUUUCCCAUCCUGGACCAGAAAUGUGAUAGGCAGUGGGUUCUGGUUCACAGGUUAGAAAUUUCCAGGGCAGUGGCUCCACUUUAGGGGCCUGCAUGUCCUGCCUGUUCCAGGCAGCCCAUCAGGACCAGCCUCUAGCUGUGGGUGCAGGAGCCAGGGACCUGCGGGGAGGAACAGCCCUGGGAAUGCGGGGCACUUGGCCACUAGUCCUGCCCGGGAAGCCCCUCAUCCUGAGGGGUCGUGCUCUGCAUAAGUAAGCCCUCUUCAGUCCAAAACGCCAAGGUGAUCGCCUCGAAGUUCAGCCCACGGUGGCUCUUUUGUCUUGGAAUCAUCAGCAGCCAUCCUGCUACGUGCUGCUUUGUCUGUGUGGCUUAAAUGACAGUGAAGACAGCUUGGCUCUGGACAAAAACCCCCUCUCAGAUAUGAAGAAAUUAUGUCCCUAAUGAGGAUGGAGAAAAUCCCCGCAUGAGAGCCAGACCUUCCUCAGAUGCCUCCUUCCUCACUUCAGGACCUCUGGGCACAGCCUCGGUCUUUUUUGUUUUAAUGAACCCAGUGAACCAGCCUCUACCUUUCAAAGGAAUCCGAGGGAGUCUUUCCUGCCAAGUCUCCACCGAGUCUCUGUGACACUCGAGAACGUGGGCCAGGCUCCUGUGUAGGUUAAGGAAGUCCGAGAAGAAUAAAGAUUAUAGGCAAACAGUCUACCUUUCUUUACAAGGUCUUGUUUUGCAUCCCUGAAAUCUCAGAUUCAGCUAUUACAAUGAGGUCCUGUUGUAGAAAGAGCUGGCCUUUUAUCACCACUUAAAAUCUAAUUAAUCCAUAUUGAAGCACAAAGAUUUCUGUUGUAUUUUAGGGUGAGGGGUCAUAGAGCCCUCUUUGUUCAUCCUUUGACUUAUACUCAUCAGGCAUUGGGGAUAUAAUUUUACCAAGCAAAUUGGAAGGUAACAGAUCAAAUCCUUAUCAGAAAGCCUAACUCAUAGUUUUAACAGAGUCCUUCGUCCUUUACAUGAAACAUUAUAUUCAAGAAGAACAAAAACGCAUUUCAGGGUGCCCAAAGAGUUAACAGCCCACGCUUAUAUUCCCAGGCAGCAUAGAACCAAGAUCGUCACAGUCCUGGCCACUACGAGAGAGCAGCUCCUAUAGGGGUGGCAGGAACCCUAAGAGGUUUUGCAAUGGCUUUAGUCUUUAGAGUAGUGAUGCAAUUCGUUGGAAUUUCCCUAUCUUUGCUGGGAUGGGUUUUGUCUAUUAUUACAACUUACUUGCCACAAUGGAAGAACCUCAACCUGGACUUAAAUGAGAUGGAAAACUGGACCAUGGGACUCUGGCAAACCUGCGUCAUCCAAGAGGAAGUGGGCUGGCAAUGUAAGGACUUUGAUUCUUUUCUGGCUUUGCCGGCCGAGCUCAGGAUCUCCAGGGUUUUAAUGUUCCUGUCAAAUGGGCUGGGAUUCCUGGGCCUGCUGGUCUCGGGGCUCGGCCUGGACUGCUUGAGAAUUGGAGAGACACAGCAGGACGUCAAGAAGCGGCUGCUGAUCCUGGGAGGAGUUCUGUCCUGGACAGCAGGCAUCGCAGCCCUGGUUCCUGUCUCUUGGGUUGCCCACGUGACAGUCCAGGAGUUCUGGGAUGAGACCCUCCCAGAGGUUGUGCCCAGGUGGGAGUUUGGGGACGCCCUCUUUAUCGGCUGGUUUGCUGGCUUUUUUCUCCUGCUAGGAGGGUGUCUGCUGAGCUGGGCAGCCUGCGGGACCCGGGCUCCCCUCGCUUCUGGCCACUAUGCAGUGGCAGAAAUGCAAACUCAGUGUUCAUGCCUGGAAAAUGGAACUGCCAAUCCUCAAGUGGAAGACUUCGACAGGACCAGAGAGCAGUAUCUUCCUACAACCGUGCUGGAGGGAUCUACAUGAUCAAGGGGCCUUAGUUAUAUCAACAAAUAUGUGCUGCUCCCAUUUUCUCAUUCAGUAACUACUUUUCUGUCCUAGAUAACCCGGCCCUGCAAAAUCUGGAGGAGAAAGAGGCAAAUCUAUGUAAAAGAAAAUUAUAGUGGUGAACAGAUUACAUAGGUAGGAACCAAAAAUAUUUCACUCAUCUGGUUAUUCAAAUCCAGAUGUGGUGGCGGUUGUCCAAGGUAGUCAGUGUUAAGCUUUAAUGUGUUCAUUGGAUACUAGAAACAUUCUUUUGCAUUGGUGGUAGCUGAAAUUGAUAAUAAUUAAUUCCUGUUUCCUACAGGAAAAAAUCCUAACAAUCUGAGCUCCUUUAAGCAUUCUACAUCAGCAAUACCACAGACUAAGUGUAUUUCCACAAUGAUUUGGUCUUUUUUUGAACAGAAGUGGUUGCAUGUUUAGGAAAUUACAAGAACACUGUGUGGCAGGGCUUGAUGAGGCUGGCAGUUUUCAGUACAUCACGAUACUCCCAGAU
Molecule: messenger RNA, 2663 nt
Organism: Sus scrofa (pig)
Lineage: Eukaryota; Metazoa; Chordata; Mammalia; Artiodactyla; Suidae
Source: RefSeq, a predicted model, not a curated record